CCCCGCACUCCAACUGGUCUCGCAGGCCGCUCUACAUACCUCGAAUCAAUACUUCCAAGCAUCGAUUACAACCAUUGUCUACUAAUACUCAUAUUUGUUCAUCAACAGCGAAAACUACAGGAAAACCACAGUACGAGAUCUUGCAGCCAUGGCCAGCCCAGCCGUCUUGACCCCGGUCAAGAGCCGCUCCUCAGUCUUCUCCACCCGCGCCGCCGGCGGCCGGAUGCCAUUGACGCCCUCUCCUCGCACAUCUCGCAACCAGACCCCGGAUGCGCUGGCGCACGAGUCCAUCCAUGGCGGUAGCUUCAUGGCCCGCAUCCAGCGCUCUGUCUCCAAGACCACCCGCGAUUCGCCCAAGUCAAACAUCGCUCGUAGCUCGCCACGGCGGCUAGAGCUAGGUGUGUCAGAGUGGGCGCUGACGGGCACGGGCACCACCACCGCAACUUCGACCAAGACACCCAAGGCAAAGAAAGAUGUCACCCUCCGAUCACGACCCACAAAGACCAGAAUAGCAUACAACUCGGCGGACCGCUUCAUUCCCAACCGGACAGCAAGCGAGGCUACCUGCAACGUCGGCACAGGCAAGAUCGACCUCGAGCAGCGACCCAAGUCCAGCUCAACCGGCGAGGGCUCAUCCGUAUUGGCCAAUGCCGCAAGCACAUUCGACCUCAACGGACGCACGUCGGAUGAGGAGCCUACCCUUUCUUUGGAGGGUCUUAGUCUGGAGGAGGAUGAUGAGGAACGCUCGCAGUCCAAGAAGCCUACCCCAGACGCAGCCGCAUACCAAUCAUCACUUGCCUCAGCGUGCGGUGUCAACCUCAACACUCGUAUCCUCGCCUUCAAGCCUGCGCCCCCAGAGUCAUCGAAGCCCAUCGAUCUCCGCUCGCAGUACAACCGCCCUCUAAAGCCCGCCAGCAGCGUCAAUGCCCAAAGUCGCCGCCGCAUUCCCUCGGCACCCGAGCGCGUUCUUGACGCCCCUGGCCUCGUUGAUGACUAUUACCUCAACUUGCUCGACUGGUCUUCUGGCAACCAGGUUGCCAUUGGUCUCGAGCGUUCCGUUUACAUCUGGUCCGCCGACUCUGGCUCUGUCGCUUCCCUCUUGGAGUGCCCGACCGACACUUACAUUUCGUCUGUGAAGUGGUCCGGCGAUGGCGCUUACGUUGGUGUCGGUCUCGGCUCCGGCGAAGUCCAGAUUUGGGACGUCGAGGAGGGCACCAAGCUCCGAAGCAUGUUCGGCCACGAGACCCGUGUUGGCGUCAUGGGAUGGAACAAACACAUUCUGUCCACUGGUGCCCGCUCAGGUCUCGUCUACAACCACGACGUGCGCAUCGCGCAACACAAGGUCGCCGAGCUUGUGUCCCACACUGGCGAGGUCUGCGGUCUUGAAUGGCGCGCCGAUGGUGCUCAGCUCGCCACUGGCGCUAAUGACAACUUGGUCUCGAUCUGGGACGCUCGCUCUCUUGCUGCCCCCAAGUUCACUAAGACCAACCACCGUGCUGCUGUCAAGGCCAUCUCAUGGUGCCCUUGGCAGUCAAACCUCCUCGCAACCGGCGGUGGAUCCAACGAUCGUCAAAUCAACUUCUGGAACACCACCACUGGCGCUCGCAUCAACAACAUCUCCACUGACUCGCAGGUCACCAGCUUGCGAUGGAGCACUCAUUACAAGGAGAUCGUCAGCAGUGGCGGUUUCCCUGACAACUCUCUCAGCAUCUGGAGCUACCCAUCUGGCGUGAAGAACAUGGAGGUCCCAGCCCACGAGUCUCGCGUUCUGCACAGCUGCCUCAGCCCCGAUGGCCAGAUGCUCGCCACUGCCGCUGCCGAUGAGUCUCUCAAGUUCUGGAAGAUCUUCGAGAAGAAGCCCGGUCAACCGUCUAUCGCCGCCGCUGGUGCUGCAUCCAUGAAGACCGCUAGCGCUGUCAAGUCGGCGACGAUCCGCUAAGUUGGCGCCGAGAUAUUGUAUGGAGGAAGUGGAAGAAUCAGAGGAGAGCAGUAGGCUCAUGACAAUGUGCGCAGCAUAGUCACUCGACAUCGCUAAGCACCAAACCAACGGCUUGCGCAACGGAGCCUGUCAUCCGACUCUACGCGCAACGGUAAGUUGGUAAGUAUCACAUCUCGUUUGGGUAUGUGACGCGGAUCCUAUCCAUGGAUCUUCCACAUCUGCCCUCGGAAACGGGUUCUCGGCUGGGUUUCGAACUCUAUCUGUCGACUUUAAGCGAAGGCGUCUCGGAAGCAUAUUGUGCAUUGAAGGUGUUGGUGGAGUCUUUUCGAGCGCCGCUCCGACGGAUACGAUUUCAUGACGAUACGAUUUUGGCUACGGUCGAGGCCAUUGUAAAGCAUUGUUUUUCGAGGUGUCUGGGUAGCUGGCGGGGAAGACUGGAUACAUACGUCUGUGUUGCGAUAAGAAAAACAUGUUCAAACGU
This is a messenger RNA of Paraphaeosphaeria sporulosa, 2420 nucleotides long. Its product is annotated as WD40 repeat-like protein. The record is from RefSeq and is a predicted model, not a curated record. NCBI's taxonomy places the organism in Eukaryota, Fungi, Ascomycota, Dothideomycetes, Pleosporales, Didymosphaeriaceae. Gene Ontology annotation, cellular component: anaphase-promoting complex. Gene Ontology annotation, molecular function: anaphase-promoting complex binding; protein binding; ubiquitin ligase activator activity. The transcript has 2 exons. Gene Ontology annotation, biological process: positive regulation of ubiquitin protein ligase activity; anaphase-promoting complex-dependent catabolic process; positive regulation of anaphase-promoting complex-dependent catabolic process. The coding region runs from base 149 to 1939 and encodes 596 amino acids.